This is a messenger RNA of Opisthorchis viverrini, 441 nucleotides long. RefSeq lists its product as hypothetical. The coding region runs from base 1 to 441 and encodes 146 amino acids. The record is from RefSeq and is a predicted model, not a curated record. NCBI's taxonomy places the organism in Eukaryota, Metazoa, Platyhelminthes, Trematoda, Opisthorchiida, Opisthorchiidae. The transcript is spliced from 2 exons.
AUGACACGUGCACCCCAAAGCGAAUGCAUUCGCUCAGCCGCUUACUUGAUCACACCACCACCCCUCUCUGUCAAAAUCGAUGAUAGUGAUGAUGACGAAGAUGAUGGUGAAGAUGAUGAUGAUGAUGACAAUGAUGAUGAUGACGACAAUGAUGAUGAUGAUGAUGGUUAUGAUGAUGAUGAUGAUGAUGACGGUGAUGAUGAUGAUAAAGUUGAUGAUGGUGAUGUUGAUAAUGAUGAUCAUGAUGAUGAUGAAGGUGACGAUGAUAAUGGUGAUAAUGAUGAUGAUGAUGCUGUUAAUAAAGAUGAUGAUGAAGAUGAUGAUGAUGUUGGUGACGAUGAUGAUGAUGAUGCUGAUGAUGAUGAUGAUGAUGAUGAUGAUGAUGAUGAUGGCAAUGAUGACUUAGGAGUGUACCCAAUAUUUCAUCAUCAUCGUCAAUGA